Grammomys surdaster is the source of this 1298-nucleotide messenger RNA. RefSeq names its product COMM domain containing 7 (gene Commd7). The transcript has 9 exons. Lineage: Eukaryota; Metazoa; Chordata; Mammalia; Rodentia; Muridae. The record is from RefSeq and is a predicted model, not a curated record. Gene Ontology annotation, biological process: tumor necrosis factor-mediated signaling pathway; negative regulation of DNA-templated transcription. Gene Ontology annotation, molecular function: NF-kappaB binding. Bases 88 to 690 code for a protein of 200 amino acids.
GUGUGGCGAAAGUGCGGCUGCGGAAGCGCAGCGAGACCCCGGAGGAGGAAGCGAGCACCGCUGCCCUGCUGCGGGGUUCCCGGCACCAUGGGCCGCCUGCACUGCACGCAGGACCCGGUGCCCGAGGCCGUGCGCGGCGACAUGCAGCAGCUGAACCAGCUAGGCGCGCAGCAGUUCUCGGCCCUGACAGAAGUGCUUUUCCAUUUCCUCACUGAGCCCAAAGAGGUGGAGCGCUUUCUGGCUCAGCUCUCUGAAUUUGCCACCACCAAUCAGAUCAGCCUUGGCCCCCUCAAAAGCAUCAUGAAAAGCCUCCUUUUGGUUCCAAAUGGUGCAGUGAAGAGGGGCCUUACUGCAGAGCAGGUGCGGACUGAUCUCCUGACUCUAGGUCUUAGUGAGGAGAAAGCCACUUCCUUUUCUGAAAAGUGGAAGCAGAACGCCCCGACCCUUGCACAGUGGGCCAUAGGUCAGACCCUGAUGGUUAACCAGCUGAUUGAUAUGGAGUGGAGGUUUGGAGUGACGUCUGGAAGCAGUGAAUUAGAGAAAGUGGGAAGCAUAUUUUUACAGUUAAAGUUGGUGGUUAAGAAAGGAAAACAAACUGAAAAUUUGUAUAUAGAAUUAACCUUGCCUCAGUUCUACAGCUUCCUGCAUGAGAUGGAGAGAGUCAGAGCGAGCAUGGAGUGUCUCAGCUGAUCCUGGCUCUUGUUCCCUUGCUCCUGCCUCUUCUCUGACGGCUUCUCCAGGGUCCAACUGCCUCCGGAGGCCAGGUGCAAGAGUUUCUAAAAACAACAGUCUCAGUACUUGAGGAGUCCUGCCUGAUACUUCUGUAAGCCCCAUCGGAAGCCACCACCUCCGACUUCUGGAUGACUUUACACCUAGAUGCUCUGACAGCUGCCGCAUCGCAUCUGGGAUUGGUUUCUUUCUUUUGGAAGGCUGGUAUUGUCACCUCCCAUUCAACAGUAAACAAACGGUUCCUUCAUUCAGGUGGUUGAGUUCGUGUUUGUGGCUGAGGAAUAGACAGGCAGUGUGGACAUUAUGUCAGGAGAGGUGCCAUCUGUGUCACACUGUUUGGAGGGGGAAGGGCUCUGCCAGCCAGUGUUUGCUGUCAUCUGCAUAAAAGCCUGUGCUUAGUCUUCUCUGGAAAGAACCGAGGCCAGACUGUUUCUGGUUUUGUCUCUGUCUUUUGUGUUACAAGGAGGUAGGCCUUCUGAGGCCAUCUUAGAUUGUUUUGUUUGGUUCCAGAAGACAAACCACCUUUUGGUUAAGUGGUAAAUUAAAAGAGAAACAGUUUCUAAAGAAAA